Molecule: messenger RNA, 930 nt
Organism: Telopea speciosissima
Lineage: Eukaryota; Viridiplantae; Streptophyta; Magnoliopsida; Proteales; Proteaceae
Exons: 1
Coding region: 1-930 (309 amino acids)
Source: RefSeq, a predicted model, not a curated record
AUGUCUAAAGAGAUUCUCUUGAACUCCUCUGAUAAUUAUUUGGGUGUUUUGGGGAUUCUUAGAGAAGCCCUACAAAUCUUCCCAAGAAAUGGAAAGAUCAUGGCUUCAAUUGCUCUGUUCUCCCUCGUAUCUAAUUGUCUUCUCUUCUUAGGUUCCCAUGUCUUGAUCGAACCAUUCCUCCUUGAUUUGGUGACUGCAAUGAAGAAAGAUGUGGGAGUCCUUCUGCUCAAUGAAUUGAUCAUUGGAGUAGCCAUGUGGGUUGUCUUUCUUUUCUCCAUGAUUGCAACAGUCUACGCUUCCGCCGUGAUUUACUCCAGUGAGAAAAUGACUCUUAAAGAGCUUUUAACACACAUCGGAAGAACUUGGCGUGGACCGGCGAUCACUUGGUUCUAUAUUUCUCUCAUGAGUUUAGGUUGUACUUUUCUUGUUCUAAUUAUGUUUGGUUUACUUACAGUGGUAUACAAUGUUAUGAACAAUUUCGCCUUGACCACACCAGCUCUCUUGGUUGUUCUUUUGGUUAUCGCCAUAAACCUCUACUUCGGUAUGGUUUGGAUGGUUGGCCUUGUGGUCUCUGUUUUAGAAGAUGCUUGUUAUGGAAUGGAAGCACUUCGGAAAGCUGGAAAGCUUAUGGUGGGGAGAAAGCUUCAAGGAUAUGUAGUCACCCUUGUUUUGGGUCUAGUAUUCAUUUCGAUUUCUGGUUUUCUUGGAUAUGCAACCAGCCAUACUAAAUUUUCGGCGAUGGGGAUACUAGCUCUGAAUUUCAUGUCGACAAAUAUCAUCUGCUUGUGGAAAAUCUAUGGUGCAAUGGUGUAUACAGUUCUAUAUUUCGAAUGUAAGAAGAUCCAUGGAGAAGAGAUGAAAGUGGAGUUAGGUUCAGGCCAUAGAAUGUUCUCUACUGUUGUUCCCCGUUUUACUGCAUCUAUGGUAUGA